Messenger RNA from Vigna radiata var. radiata (mung bean), 1659 nucleotides. RefSeq lists its product as uncharacterized. Lineage: Eukaryota; Viridiplantae; Streptophyta; Magnoliopsida; Fabales; Fabaceae. The transcript has a single exon. Bases 135 to 1451 code for a protein of 438 amino acids. The record is from RefSeq and is a predicted model, not a curated record.
UGCAAAAAGAAAUCUUGCAGGUGCAUAUAGAGGAGCCCACAAUUUAACCUAAAGAGUCGAUUGUGCGGCUUGUGGUACUUAACCUAAAAAGACUUGAUUGUGCGGCGAAGAGCGCCAGAUCUUAGAAUUUCAAAAUGGAUGAAGUCAUGAGAAAACUGAGAAACAGUGGUCCGUCUAGCUCUGGGGGAUCACGGCAACAGGAAACCACCCAAGCUCCGAUUUACUCUGCGGUCCUGCCACCAACAACCACCACCACCCCAACAUCUGCACCAAAUAAAUGGGAUAACGUAUUCAGGCACCUUAAGCCUGUAACAGUUCAGUUACCAGAGGAGUACGAAUGUCUUAAGACGUUUACCUUCGAAGGAGUGACUGGAACCGAUGACUUUCCGGAUGACAAACUCCGAGGACGAAAAGCCAUUCGACUGAUUCCGUUAGAAGACAACGAAGUUUGCCGACUUGGUAAGGAGCUUUUUCAGCGUAUUAAUUACUCUAUCUCACAAUAUCAUCUAGGUGUUAUUUUUCUUUUGGCCUUUCAACUCAAAACUGCUGGAGAUGGAAAAACGGAGAGAAUGUUCCCAGCCUUCGAUGAAUUAGGAAUUCCUGAAGAUAUCGAUUACUUCUUAGUAGAUCGAUCUGGACGGUCUGAUGGUGGUUAUGUAACAACUGUCCACGAAUCUGGAGAAAUAUAUGAAAAUGCUGCGGCUUAUUCAUUCUUGGCCUGUUCUAUCCUGAAAUAUUUUGUCCGAUCGGUUGAUAACUUUUCCAAUUCUCUCCAACACAUUCAAAGCGGUUUUCGUAAGUUUUAUGCUAGAGAUUUCCCUCUUGGAGCUAUCAAUAUUCGACGGGAUACCAUUUCUAUGAUUCAUAAUCAUUUCUCAAACUCUGAGCUUCUGAAAAACACUCUUUAUAGGUUUUUGUACAAUGCAAAUCAUAGAGGAAUGGUCUGUGAUAUACAGAGUUUUAUAUAUGAUAAGGAUUUAACCCACACCGGUAUUCAUGCGGUUCCCAUUGCCUUCACAAUCUGUGUAGCUUUGCAAUGUUCAGCAUAUGAACUCCUAGCAGCAAUAUACGCCAGAAGGUUUCAGCCUCAGAUAAAAGCCCUUUUAACUGCCUUCCAACUUCUUGUUGAAAAGGAAAGGCAUCGCAGACAAAUGUGGAAGUAUGCAAGGAUAUUUGAUCAUACCUUUCUCUUACCAUUACAAACCAUGAGAUACCCAAAAUUCACAUUCAUUCUUGCAUGUAUCUUGAAAAAUGAGAGCCCAGCUGUCUACCCUCGAAUCUUGGAAUUAAAGCAAUAUGAGGAAAUUCCUCAAAGGGACAGGGAGAGGUUGGAAACUGGAACAAGAUUGCACAUGACUGCUUUGAAGAAUUCUUUAGCAUUAAAAGAACGUUACGAUUUAAUGCCUAAAGUAUUGGAUUACUUGUAUAAUCCAAGUCAUAAUUUUCACUAAAAUACCCCUAGGUAGGGUAAGUAGGGAUGGUAGGGCUAAGUUGGGGAGGUAGGGUUAAGUAGGGAAAUGAAAACUAUUAGUCCUUUCUAGGUUUGUGAAUAAGGAAUGUGAAUAAGUAACUCUCUGGUAAUUGGUUGGUCAUGAAUGUACGUUUUAUACUAAAGAGGUCUGUUGAAUAGAAUUUGAUCAAUCCUUUGUUGUGGUUAAA